Messenger RNA from Solea senegalensis (Senegalese sole), 599 nucleotides. It is a transcript of the gene cdab, whose product is annotated as cytidine deaminase b. The coding region runs from base 50 to 547 and encodes 165 amino acids. Gene Ontology annotation, molecular function: cytidine deaminase activity; zinc ion binding. The record is from RefSeq and is a predicted model, not a curated record. NCBI's taxonomy places the organism in Eukaryota, Metazoa, Chordata, Actinopteri, Pleuronectiformes, Soleidae. Gene Ontology annotation, cellular component: cytosol. The transcript has 4 exons.
GAGCAACAACUGACUCAUUCACUGCCUGAAAAACAGCCUUAAAGCAAGAAUGGACAAAGUGAACGUCAACAGCCGAGUGACGCAUUUUAAAGACCCGGGCUCCAGACACUUGUCCCCAGAAACAAUCAAGAAGCUGAUCCACCUCUCACAGGAGGCAAAGGAACAGGCCUACUGUCCGUACAGCAAAUUCAGAGUGGGGGCUGCUCUCCUCACCCACGACAACCAUAUGUUUACAGGUUGCAAUGUGGAGAACGCAUGUUACAACCUGGGGGUGUGUGCUGAGAGGAACGCACUAUCCAAGGCGGUGUCAGAAGGCUACAGGACUUUCAAGGCUAUCGCAAUCGCCAGUGACCUGGACGACCAGUUCAUCUCCCCCUGUGGUGGGUGCCGGCAGUUCAUGAGAGAGUUUGGAUCAACCUGGGACGUGUACCUGUCGAAGCCCAACGGCUCGUGCGUGAAGAUGACUGUGGACGAGCUGCUACCACUCUCCUUUGGCCCCGAGGACCUGUCCAUGAAGAAAGUGUUUGACAUUCCUAAUGAGUACUAAGCCUGUACAUUCUCACACAAAAAAGAAAAGGCACAAUGGUGCUUAAACAGUC